AGACCCAUAAUGCCCCGCCCACGUCCCACCAUCACGUGACAGGCCCAGCUCCAGUGUGUGGCGGUGGCCACCGCGGGGUAUUCAUCAUGGAGCUGGCGCCGCGGAGCUGUCCGGUACCGCGGUGGCUGCUCCUGUUCCCGCUGCUCCUGGGCCUCAGCGUGGGAGCUGUCAUCAACUUGCCGGCAGAAGAGGCCAAGGAAGUGUGGGGUUAUGUGACUGUCCGCAAAGAUGCCCACAUGUUCUGGUGGCUCUAUUAUACAACUAACUCCUAUAAGAACUUCUUAGAGCUGCCCCUGAUCAUGUGGCUUCAGGGUGGUCCAGGUGGUUCCGGAACUGGAUUUGGAAACUUUGAGGAAAUUGGACCCCUUAACAGUGAUCUGAAGCCACGAAGAACCACCUGGCUCCAGGCUGCCAGCCUCCUCUUUGUGGAUAACCCCGUGGGCACCGGCUUCAGCUAUGUGAACACGAGUGAUGCAUAUGCCAAGGAUCUUGCUGUAGUGGCUUCGGACAUGAUGGUCUUCUUGAAGACCUUCUUCGAUUCACACAGUGAAUUCCAGACAGUUCCAUUCUACAUUUUCUCAGAGUCUUACGGAGGAAAAAUGGCUGCUGGCAUUAGUCUGGAGCUUUAUAAGGCUGUUAAGCAAGGAACCAUCAAGUGCAACUUUUCUGGGGUUGCUUUGGGCGAUUCCUGGAUCUCUCCUGUUGAUUCAGUGCUCUCCUGGGGACCUUACCUGUACAGCAUGUCUCUCCUCGAUGACGUAGGUCUGGCAGAGGUGUCUGCCAUUGCAGAAAAGGUCCUGGCUGCUGUAAAUAGCGGGCAUUACAAGGAGGCCACCGAGCUAUGGAGUGAGGCAGAAUCGAUCGUUGAAAAGAAUGCUGAUAACGUGAACUUCUAUAACAUCUUAACCAAAAGUACUCCCAACUUGGCCAUGGAAUCCAGCCUAGAGUUCAUGCCAAUCCACAUGCCGAUCCACAUGCCGACCCACUUACGCCGCCUUUCUCAGCGCCACGUGAGACGCCUACACCAGGGCACCUUAAGUCAGCUCAUGAACGGCCCCAUCAGAAAGAAGCUCCAAAUCAUUCCCCAGGAUGUCUCCUGGGGAGGCCAAUCUUCUUAUGUCUUCACGAACAUGGAAGAGGACUUCAUGAAGCCCGUCAUCAUCUUUGUGGAUGCGUUGCUGGAAGCUGGGAUCAACGUAACUGUGUACAAUGGACAACUGGAUCUCGUUGUGGACACCAUGGGUCAGGAGGCCUGGCUGCGGAAGCUGAAGUGGCCAGGACUGUCCCAGUUCAGUCAGCAGAGGUGGAAGGCACUGUAUAGCGACCCCAAGUCCUCGGAAACAUCUGCUUUCGUCAAGUCCUACAAGAACUUGUGUUUCUUCUGGAUUCUGGGCGCUGGUCACAUGGUUCCCUCUGACCGAGGAGACAUGGCUCUGAAGAUGAUGAAGCUGGUGACUCAGCAGGAGGGCUUGGGCAAGCAGGCUGAGCCCUGGAGACAAACACAGGAGCGAGCCACGGAUGCUGGAGCUGUGGGAAACGUGGCCCACCCCUGAGUGCAGCAUGGUCUAGACUAUGAAGCCUCUCCCCGCUCCCACAAAGGGUAAAAGUCACUCCCUCUGCAGCAACUUGGAAGUUAUUUCUGCUGUUCUGUUUUGCUUUGGGGGUUUUUUUCCUCAGGUUUUUUGAGACUGGGUCUUGCUGUGUAGUACAGACUGAUCUUAAACUCACCUUAUAGCCCAGAAUGGCUUCAAACUCACAGCGACCCUCCUGCCUCAGCCCUCAGCCUCCCAAUCUGUUUUAAAAAAACAAAAAAUGAAAAACCAAGUUUUACAAAAUGGAUUUUUAAAAUCAAAAUGAAGCAUUGCUCUUCCUGUAAAACCAAACAACGUGAUUUACUAAAAAAGUGAGAAAUCAGUUAAGCAAAGAGCAGAAUCAAAAUCCAUGUGCUCUUUUCCCAGGAGAAGCUCAGUUUCCAUCUAGUGUCUGUCCCUGUGGACCUUUUUUUUUUCCUUGCUAUCAUAUACAUAUUUUUUUAAAUAAAAAUUGAAUCGUUACUCUAUGUUACUAUAUACUUUGGUCACGUAUCAGUAUGUCCUAAACACCUGUCAAUAAAUACUCAUCCAUAAUAUUGUCA
Molecule: messenger RNA, 2134 nt
Organism: Cavia porcellus (domestic guinea pig)
Lineage: Eukaryota; Metazoa; Chordata; Mammalia; Rodentia; Caviidae
Gene: Scpep1
Product: serine carboxypeptidase 1
Exons: 13
Coding region: 87-1553 (488 amino acids)
Biological process (GO): proteolysis
Molecular function (GO): serine-type carboxypeptidase activity
Source: RefSeq, a predicted model, not a curated record